GGCUAUCCGGGUUUGCAGCCCAUUCUGUUUUUCUCAAGAGCCGACUGCAAAACUUUGAGCCGGCUUUGGAACUUCGGCUUUGGAACUCUGGUUUUGGAACUUCGAUUUUCAAUACAUUAAAUAUUCUUCAAAUAAGUCGACCGUUGUGCAUUAAAUGCGCCCUCAUAACCGGCUAUAAAGUGGAGCCGGCUCUGCUUCCAUUUUCCGUGCACGUCAAAAUAACAGUCAAAUUUCUGGCCUGUAGAGCCGACUCAACAAAAUCUGUAGCCGGCUCUCUGCAUUUUUGCUUCCCAGAGCCGGCUGCAAUUUUCUUAAGUUGGCUUUCUGCAUAUUUUUAUCCUUUGAGCCCUUUUUAAUGCAAUCUCAUUUUGCUUACUUUGCAGUAUAUUGGCAAUUUAACUACUGUCAUAACUCAAAUUUUAAUAGAAUUUUAUUUUCAUUUUUAUGUUUUCCUUGUUAGGUUUUGGAGCAAAAAGGAAAAUUUAUGAAGAAGAUUGGGAAGGAAGAUGAGAGAAAGGACUCAAUUGAAGAAAUUGAAAGGGCUGAAAAGGUCCCCGUCCUCUCUCUCCUCCAGAACCUUCUUCGUUCCCCCUGCCCACCAGCCAUCACCGGCCUUGCUCUGCACCAACCCAGCCGCCUGCGCCCCCUGCUGCCAACGCCUGCACUCUCCUCCCGAACCAGCGCCCCCUGGCCUCUGCACGCCUGCACUCUGCGCCCAAUCCCUGCCCUGCACCGAGCCCUGCCUUGCACGCUUCUGUUCUCUCUCCUCUGCGCCUCACUGCCGGCCUUGCUUCCUGCACCUGCUCUGCACCGAAUCUGCGUCAAUCUCCAGCUCUGCAUUGGCCAUCACCGGCAAUCAUGUCAUGCAUGCCUACACCCCUCUGCACUCUCCCCUCUACGCGCCUGAUCCUGCAAUCACGCCCCUGUUGCUUGCACGCCAGUCACUGCUGCUGCACAGCGCCUGCACUCCUGCUCGCUACAGUACAUGCCAGACGAAAUCUUCAUCAUUACCGAUUGACAGGAGCAAGUCUUUUUAUUUUUUAUUUGGGUAUAUAUAUAUGGAAAAAAAUCAGAAGAGGGGGGGAUGGUUGGUUGAUUUUGGGUCUCUUUGUUGGGGAGUUUCGUCUGAGUUUUUGAGAGCAAUAGAAAGCGAUUUACUGG
Messenger RNA from Rubroshorea leprosula, 1161 nucleotides. The record is from the annotation of a GenBank genome assembly. Lineage: Eukaryota; Viridiplantae; Streptophyta; Magnoliopsida; Malvales; Dipterocarpaceae.